Indicator indicator is the source of this 1149-nucleotide messenger RNA. Its product is annotated as calcium/calmodulin-dependent protein kinase type IV-like. Gene Ontology annotation, biological process: protein phosphorylation. The transcript is spliced from 11 exons. Lineage: Eukaryota; Metazoa; Chordata; Aves; Piciformes; Indicatoridae. The record is from RefSeq and is a predicted model, not a curated record. Bases 1 to 1149 code for a protein of 382 amino acids. Gene Ontology annotation, molecular function: ATP binding; calcium/calmodulin-dependent protein kinase activity; calmodulin binding.
AUGCCCUCCUCCAAGAGCAGCAGUGAGUACUGGAUUGAUGGAUCCCGCCGGGAUGCAGCCCUGGAAGAUUUCUACAUCGUGGGCCCCGAGCUGGGACGGGGAGCCACCUCGGUUGUGUACAGCUGUGAGGAGAAGGGCACAGGCAGCCCCUAUGCUGCCAAGAUCCUGAAGAAGACGAUUGACAAAAAGAUUGUGAGGACAGAGAUCGGGGUCCUGCUGCGGCUCUCACACCCCAACAUCAUCAAGCUGAAGGAGAUCUUUGAGACACCCUCUGAGAUCGCCCUGGUCCUGGAGCUGGUGACCGGAGGAGAGCUCUUUGACAGGAUCGUGGAGAGAGGUUUCUACAGCGAGCGGGACGCAGCCCACGUCGUCAAGCAGAUCCUGGAAGCUGUUUCGUAUCUCCAUGAAAAUGGAGUUGUCCACCGUGACCUGAAGCCGGAGAACCUCCUCUACGCUGACCUGUCCCCUGAUGCCCCCCUCAAAAUCGGUGAUUUUGGGCUCUCCAAGAUCGUGGAUGAGCAGGACACCAUGAAAACGGUCUGCGGGACGCCAGGGUACUGCGCCCCUGAAAUCCUCCAGGGAUGCCCUUAUGGCCCCGAAGUGGACAUGUGGUCCGUGGGGGUCAUCACCUACAUCUUGCUGUGUGGCUUUGAGCCCUUCUUCGACCCUCGUGGGGAUCAGUACAUGUAUGGCAGGAUCCUCACCUGCGACUAUGAGUUUGUGUCUCCAUGGUGGGAUGAGGUUUCCCUCAAUGCCAAGGAUUUGGUGAGAAAACUGAUUGUCCUGGACCCCCAGAAGAGACUGACUGUCCACCAGGCUCUGGAGCAUCCCUGGGUCACAGGGAAAGCUGCCAAGUUCGCUCACAUGGACAGCACCCAGAAGAAACUGCAGGAAUUUAAUGCCAGGAGGAAACUGAAGGCUGCCAUGAAAGCCGUGGUGGCCUCCAGCCGCUUGGGCAACCAUGGGCACCACGACUGCUCCCGCAGCGGCCGCAGCCACGGGGAGGGUCCCCCAAGCUCCUGCCCGCCCCAGGGCACAGGGACUGCUGCCACUGAGACCACCACCACCCCCCCUGAAGAGCUCAACGCCUUCCAGAGCGACCCCACAGCCUCCGAGGUGCCCAUGAAUGGUGCUGGCUGCAAGAGCUAA